GAACGCGUCAAGCUUGCAAUCAUGACGCGAAACGGACGCGCUGACAGCUGUUUGCGCAAACAAGUCGCCAACGGAAGAUUUAUGCACCACCAUCACCACCGGCUAACGAACGAUCCUAGCAUGCCACGAGUAGUUUUCACGGCCAAGGGUGGGCCUAUGCAACGUUCCUCUCACAUCACAGUCUCGGAGCGGGUGUCGAUGUGUCGGAGAGCUCUGCCCUCGUCACAACUACAGCUUUGGGCAGCUCUGAACUGCGCCCAACCUGCAGUACGUUACCUCAACAUCUCGAUGAGGUCUUGUAUAUGCUCGAUUGCGCCAUCAUGGUCCUCAAUCCACGACAUAAAGAAGCCACCUCCCUCGAACUUCAACUGCCGCCAGAGCUCAGUGUCCGUCGCUGACAAAGCUCGAGCUUCCCGCAAUCAACCCCUGCCCGCGUUCAACGGUCAUCUGCCCCACCAUGACAUCGACAUGACAUUACGGCAAAAUUCCAUCACCUGUGUAAACCUCGAUAUGGCCUCCCUGUACCAUACGACGGAUCUGUAGCCUUCUUCAUCGGGUCAUGACGUUGAACUAGACCGUCUGGGCGUGUCUACAUGGCGAAUUACAUCCACCGGCUGGUCGGUAGUUGUGUAGAGGUGCGGCAUUGAUGCGCAUGCAGUUACGAUGUUACAGCUAUGUCAUCGUUUUGCGCGUCUGGACGCCGUAGAAAA
This is a messenger RNA of Macroventuria anomochaeta, 710 nucleotides long. RefSeq lists its product as uncharacterized. The record is from RefSeq and is a predicted model, not a curated record. NCBI's taxonomy places the organism in Eukaryota, Fungi, Ascomycota, Dothideomycetes, Pleosporales, Didymellaceae. The transcript has a single exon. Bases 22 to 543 code for a protein of 173 amino acids.